AAGCGGCUGUACUUAGGCGUCCUUGAACCCGCGAAUGGCGAAGUAAACACGAGAGUGAACCGUUGCAGACGACGUCGAAAGGUUAUUUUCCCCCAACAGAUGUGCCUCUAAAUAGCACCAUUCAGUUGUGUAGUUUUGACCUGGUUUCUGUCCUUGAUGGUGCAGCCUCCACGUCAUUUUAUUUUCUGCGGGCAUGUGCACGCAGUCCACGUAAAGCACUGAAGCUGCAGCCAACGUCGCUGUGCAUACGUCUCCAUUGUUGGAUUAAUGUCCAGCUCCCAAGUACAGUCGUGCACAACUAAAGUCGUCAAACAUGAGCAGCACAAAGCAAAUCACAUUAACCCCGUUUCAGCAAGAAAAAUUAGAAUAUUUCUUCAAAUUCUUUGAACCAAAUGCUGACAAUGAACUAGUUGAGGAUAGUCUUGCAAAAUUUGUGAAGCGUAUUCUGGAGUACACUGGAUGGGAUACAAAGUCACACAGUGCACAAGAGUGUUAUGAAGUGUUUGAAACCUUCUUUGAGAUCCUCUUUGACAGGACUGCUAAAGAGGAUGCUUCCAACCAUAAGGUGACUGUUAGCGAUUGGUGGGCAUUCUGGUCACAUCUGUUACCUGGCUGCAUGGGCAUGUAUAACUUCCCCAUAUGGCUGCGCCUUUUGCCUAAGACACUCUUCAAGAUUAUUGACAGGGAUGAGGAUGGACUAAUCACAGAACAAGAGCUCUAUCAGUUUUACAAGGACAUGGUCCAGUUGGAGGCAGAGGAAGCUAGAGAGAACUCACAUCUUGCCUUUUCUCAGAUGACUGACGAUGGACGCUACCCUCUUAAUCUCUCUGGAUAUGAUCAGAUUUUUGCGAACUUCCUUAUUGGUCGUACACCUUAUGGACCUGGUCGCCAUAUUUUUGGAUGCUUUGAACACAGUGUAGACAAUGGACCUUUCCACCUGAUUAUGCCUGCUCCUGAGGAUGAAGAGGAAAGUGAAAGCACCAUAAAAAUCCACAAAGAAAAGCGUCCUAAACGGGGCAGCCUUCCAGCAAAGUAGGUAGUAGAACUGAUGGGAAGACUGUGUUGGCCAGGGCUGAAUUCAUCCUCUGAAUAUUUUGAUUUGAACUUGUGGUUGUAAAAGAACUGCGAACUGCUCCUACAGAAAUUAACACAGGCUUGACUGUAGUUUGUACCUUUUUUUUACAUGUGAGCAUGAGUCUUCGUAAAAUGAGAGUGGAGAAAGAGAGAGAGAAAAUAGAUGACAGAAGAUGUGGAUAAACACAACUGUUGUUAAGAUCAGUUUUGAUAUUUGAUAUAGUGAGCCAGUUAAGGUAGUUUCAUAGAUUUUCUAGCAUGAAACAAUUUUAAUCGUGCAUUUGAUUGGCUUUUGUGGUAUUAUGGUUCAACAGCAUUUUUUUUCUGGGUUUAAAGAACGUUUUUAUACUGCCUGAGCGAGAUUGAAGAAAAGAACAAGAUGAAAUCUGGUGUUUUGUGCUGGCUCAGCUUUGAUGAGUUUUGCUGUUUUCACAUGAUCAGACCUAAUCUUAUUUUCUAAAAGCUUUAAUUCUUCUUGUAGAUGAAAUGUGUACUACUAUUUGCUGACUUAGAAAUAUAAAGAUUAUUUUAACCAUGACAUUAAACUAUUUAAUACAGUUUUAAUUCAUUUAUUUAUGGCAUUUAUAUGCCAAAAGCAUUUGAACUUGACAAGGACUCAUUUAUUACCUGAUAAAAUUGAUAUUAUUGGUUACAAAUGUACCUGACAUGACACCUUUUGGAUUGUAAUGUGUGACAGUUUUUCUUUAAUUCAUAUGUUGACAGUAGGUACAUCUGGUAUUGAUGUUUAAACAGUAGUGAUGACAGAAGAAAAUUGUUAGUAUCAUAGUCCAAUAUACAGAUACUUCUGUUAGACCUCAGGGUUUGUUUCUAAUCUUUUGAUCAUUCCUACACGGUGUAAUUCUUUACAGUUCAGAAAUCUUUCUUCACCAGAGACAUGUGGUUUUGAAAUUGCAAGAAUGUAAAUUAUCAUUACUUAAAUUGUAAAUUCUUCCUUUUUUUUUGAGUAACAUCUCCUUAAGGGAAAUUGCUUUCCAAUUUUGGGGCUUAUGCCUUUUGUUAAUUACAUUUAUUCUUGUAUGACAAUUGCAUUUAAAGAAAACUGAGACAUGAGCAUGAAUCUCAUGAUUGUCCAGAAGAGAACUGUGUAUGAUUGUAUUUUUCAAGUCUGUGCUAUACUGUACUAAUUAUACUAAUAAUUUGAAACUUAGAAAGCAGUGCGCUACAUCAUUUCCCAAUCUCAUAGAGCCGCGGUUCUCAAACGUGGGGGUGGGGGGGGCUACGUGCUUACAAGGGGAGCGCGAAGGUGGUCAUUUUUGAAAAGUUUCUUAUACCGUUAUUAGUGAAAUUAGCUUACAUUGCUGGCUAAGGGGGCGCACGGACGUACCUUUGUUUGUCAGGGGGGCGUCACAAGUAAAAGGUUGAGAACCGCUGCAUUAGAGUUUUAUAUUUCCUAUAACUGUCUUUUUUUUUUUUGGUGAGUUCUUUUUUCCUAUAAUGAUGAGAUUAUUAAAAGGGACAACUUGUAACUUGGUGGCUAGAGUGUUGACUGCCUCAACCCACACGCACACUUCCCCCUUCCCAAUCAGCAGAUAUCUAGUAGAAAUGGAUACCUAAUUUAUAAGGGGAGGUAAGGCAAAAAUGAAGAAAUGAGAGAGCUAAACUUUUCCGUCCACGUCCCGUGAACUAGACAGACUGAACCACUUAUAACAUCGCCCCUACUACCAGUGCGGUAUGAGACCCUCGAUCUAUAUCUAAAACAAAUAAUACGCUUUGCUAAAAGACCCUAAAAUGUACCCUUGUAGUAUUACUAAUGUUAAAGAAAACAAAUCACAGAUGAACUUUUUAAAAUUGUAUUUUUAUUUUGUGAACUUUAUUUGCAUGCAGAUUCAGCAGGUCUCUUCUCCUAACCACUAUCAUUGUUUUAUUACCAUAAGGCUCAGUCUAGUUUUUGUUGGCGCUAAUGCUUUAAUCUUGGUUUUGUCUUGUUUAUGAAGAAUUGCUCGUAGGAAGAUACGUAUAUUGUUAACCGUAAAAAUAUAUGGGUUUAUAACCCUAGUAUUUGAAACAAAAAUCUUAUGUUUUUUUUGUCAGUUAUUAUAUAUCUUUUUCUGCUGUGUCGGACAAGUUAUACAGAAUUUCAAGUAUAUUUUUUAAAGAGCUUAACCCGUUAAAAUCAUUAAGCAAGCUUGUUGUGGUCAUUUACUGCAUUUACAUACUUCUUUUAAAAUCGUAAAUAAACAUGGAAUACAUGUAACUCUA
Pomacea canaliculata is the source of this 3294-nucleotide messenger RNA. RefSeq lists its product as uncharacterized. The coding region runs from base 314 to 1036 and encodes 240 amino acids. The record is from RefSeq and is a predicted model, not a curated record. The transcript is spliced from 6 exons. Gene Ontology annotation, molecular function: calcium ion binding. NCBI's taxonomy places the organism in Eukaryota, Metazoa, Mollusca, Gastropoda, Architaenioglossa, Ampullariidae.